Acipenser ruthenus (sterlet) is the source of this 4281-nucleotide messenger RNA. RefSeq names its product cilia and flagella associated protein 92 (putative) (gene cfap92). Bases 364 to 4281 code for a protein of 1305 amino acids. NCBI's taxonomy places the organism in Eukaryota, Metazoa, Chordata, Actinopteri, Acipenseriformes, Acipenseridae. The transcript has 18 exons. The record is from RefSeq and is a predicted model, not a curated record.
GACAGGAAGUAAAGACUUUUUAUUAUACAACAAAUCCAAGCAUAGUGUAAAAUGUAUAAUAAUUAAAAUCCUAAUCGGUGUUUAAUCUACAUAAGCAAAACGUUUCCAGAAAAACUCUGAAGGCGCAAAUGGUUUGUUUGGUGGAACUAGAUGGUGCUGCUGAAAUUGGCUGAGCUUCUCUACGUUGUUUGAGAAGUUAUGCGGCUAGUUGCUAUCGGAAAGUUUGAUUCGUGGUAAAAAGUUUUGCAACAAUUCACCUCACCUGUGUGAAGAAGGAAAGAUUAUCCUGGGCUUCUUUCUAUCUGUCGUUCUGUUUUUUACACCAGAAGCUGCUGCUGCUGUCCAAGGAACUCUGUAUUACAAAUGGAGUCCAGUGAUGCAGAAAAACCGCUGCUGUCUGAGGGCUUUAACGCCGUAGCUUCUCCGGAAUUCCAGUCUCCCAUAGAGUAUGACAGUGGGAUAGCUACAGAUGAUGGGGAGCGAGAGUCUGAGAGGGAGGUUUCAUUAUCAGGCAGCGCAAGGGGAGCUGGUGGAAGUCCAGCACCUCCACAGUCCGAGUCCACGUCACAAAUCCAUGCACAAGUGACAGAGAGUUCCAUGCAAAUAAUUAAUGAACCAUCCGGCCCAUGUCAUGUUGUUACUUGUACAGUGUCUUUUGCAAUAGCAAUUCCUAAAGGGCAAGAAGAGCAGAGCAGUGAAAGCAAUGCAUUAAAGAAAGGAAAAAUAAAGGAAAAUAAAUCCAGUAACACAGCCGAAGCUCCCAAAGCUCAGAGUUACUACCACAUGGAAUACAUACUUCUCCCAGGUGACCCCGAGCCAAUGAAAGUGGACAUAGUGAUGUAUGGCAUGGCUGCAAAGAUUUUCAUGGAGAAUGAAACUAUGGUUGUAAAACCAUGGCAUGAAGGAAACCUGACAUGGCUUUCCUGGAGCCAGUCAAAGGAGAUUAAAGUCAAUAAAGAAUUAUUGAUCAGACUUACCUCUCACAAAAUAGUCUUCAAGAUAUGGGACACUAAAGACAGAUUGUCUACAAAGGCCAGGUGUGACAAACCCAAAGCCUUCAGACUACCACAGGGAACAAAUGGAGAGGACCCUGAGAAUGUGGGUGGUGUAAAACAACUGAUAAUGAAACACAGAAAGCUGUUUCGUAAGAGUCAGCCAAAGCCAAGCUUCACAGGCAAUAAAGAUAACAGCUUUAGAGAUGACAGGAAAGUGUCAGAGUUGAGCUUUGAGACAGGAGAAGUUGGCAUUGCCUCUUCCCUUACUGGUAUGCAGACUGCUUUAUCUGUCGCUUCAGACGCAGACGACAGUUCACCACAGAGUUUUUUGGGUGAGCAAGAAGCAGCUGUGCUUGAUACCAGGACUGCUAAACUCAAAGCAAUCCCAAAACAGACUGUAUCUACUACAAGUACUGCAGCACAGAAAAAGGCCCUUAUCGAUCCAUCGCCUAACUCAAUAAAGAAAAACAGCAAGACAGUGCUCAUUUCAGGUACAGUUCCAGUUAAAGAAAAGGUACCAUCUUCAGGCAGAAACAAGUAUGUGCGCAGAGGAGCACAAGCAGCACUGUCAAUGACAGGACUGAUGAAGAAGAAUGGCAGUGCAUCAGUACACCUGGACCCAGUUCAUCUGCUUGCAGGAAAUAAAUCAGUGACAGAUUGCCUGUAUAGUUUAUCUCCUGCAAUCCUGGAUGGCUUUUGUACUGUUUCUAUUGAACAGCCACUCAUUUCGGAGGAACUAAAACAAGAAUUGAACCCUCUUGUUAUCAAAAUAGAGUCUUGCACAUGUUUGCCAACACGCCCGGUUCCUAUUCAUGAACUGAAGGUAAAAUGUGCUCCAGUGUAUUGCAGAUAUCAAUUUUAUAAUCUGACUGACCACAGGACUGCAAGCCGCGAACAUGGGACACACGUGUACUUCAAAGACGUCAACGUUAUUUUUACAGGCCUGCUGGGAAAGGGAGAAUUCCGAGAGUACCUCCGCGGAACUCCCAUUGAGAUCGAGAUCCACGACAGGGACAAGAAGAUGGAAGAAACAAUGAAAAAGUCAGCUUUGUUCGGAACUGAGCCCGAAGAUGCAAAAAUAAGCAGUGUGGGCCUUGUGAGUAGCCAGCGCACAACCCACAAUCCAUUUACAGACAAGGAUAAAUUGUACAAUCCGUAUGGCGUUGCAAAGUUAGACCUUUCUGAUCUGUUAUAUGGGGAAAAGCGUUUGAAAGUGACACUGCCCAUUCACGCUUCACCACUUCCAGAUCCUACAGGCAUCCGUGGUAUUGGAGGGUCUGGGAGGAUUGUGGGAUAUCCCGGUUCUGUAGAUGGUCCACAGGACCCUGCUUUGCCGGCGGGACACUACUUGGACUCAUCCUCUCAGCUCAAAGUAACUGUUGAAAUAGCUUGUCCACUACCUCUGGAGUCGGAGGUGAUUAAAGGUCAGAUGUCAGAUUGUCCAUUUGGCCGUAUCAUUUGUAUCUUUGAUAGUCUAAACAGCUCUGCCCUCAAAAAGCUAAAUUCAGAGAUAUGCAGGAUCAAUUCUGCAGCGCUUCAGCUGGACUCCUACCCUGAGCACUUGCUUGAAGCUGCUUUUAAUUCCUAUAAGCUGAAACCCCAGCAAAGGGAAAGCACUGAACUAGAUAUCGUCACAGGUUUUCACGUUCAGGAUGAUGAAAUUCACCUUUUUGUGCUCGAGGGGCUGAAGCAUAAAGCAAUUCAAAGACUGUGGGAGAAUAUACCAAGGUGUGACAGUACCGGGGAAAGAAUGUUGAAAGUUCUCUAUAACUCUGAACUGUGCUUCCAUCGGCGCCUGUACGCUAGCCUGGAUCUCAACCUCUGCCGUGUCCAUCUCCACAAACCUCUCUCUGAUAUAAUGAAGCAGCCUCUGCUCUAUGUCAGGGAUAUGGUACCUCAGGCGUGUUUCCAAGCUUUGUCAAGAUUGGAUUUGAUUUGCAAAUUAAACAAGCUUAAAGAUGUGACGCAUUACAAUCUGUUCCCAUCAUCUGAGAUGAUUCUGAGAAUGAGCCAAGAGUUUGGUAUUCCACUAAGAAAAGCAAGUUUGGAUACUAUGAAUGACUUAAAGCUAACAUCAAACCAGUCCGCUGUGGAACCAUCAUCUCCGGACUUCAAGUCAACCACUCAACUCAACCCAUUAGAUAAUUAUAAUGAAAAGUAUGUGGAAUGGAAACAGAAAAUUAAUAUAAUGCUUGAGGCAGGGAUCGGCAAAGACUUCAUUCAGGAUAAUAUUCAUUGUGUGCAUCAAGCUAGCAGGAAGUUACGAAGAACAAAGCCUGAUACAGUUGUGGCUGUUCCUGCUCCGGGCAAGGAGGUCCACAACUACAGCUGCCAGACAAUGAACUCCACCGAGCAGGCAAAAGAGCUGCUACGGAGAGAGAUGGCAAAGGAGCCAUCAAGGAGGUUCACAUACUGCCAGGAGUACCAGUCAGCCACAGUGAGUCCUGUAGAUUUCGAGGAUGAAUUGAAAGAGGCUGCUGCCAGAUCAAAGGCUGCCUGGCGUACUUGGAACGGCUUCACAUACCCGGGAUUCAAGAGCAGCAUUGAGUCUAACGAGCAUGAGAGAAGACCUUCUGAAGCACGCGCAGAGGAGCUGAAAAAGCCUUGGGAGGAAAACAUCCUGCAUGCCAACACUUGUGCACCCACCUUGCUCCGGGACAGAUGGGAGUGGAGCAAACGACAUGUUGAUGUAGAGCUGUACAAGAAGCCCCCUCUCUUCUUUGGUACCAGACAUCCAAUUACAAUACACUUGGCAGGAGAUACUUUGCAAGAUGAGCACCUUGCAUAUGCCCGGAAGCAAUACAUCAAUUGGCUGAACAAAGUCAUAACUGAAGAUAGUAUGAAAUUCUACAGGCGUUCCACAGAGUCUGAGCUACACACAAAUGGAGCAAAGCUGGACAGGCUGCAAGGACUGCUGAAGGAUAAGCCAAGGAAGCAUUCGCUCAGGAAUCCGGGAAUGGUCCUGAAGCCCAUUCCUGCACUGUCAGUGAUUCAGCGUCCAUAUGGCUCAGAGUCAACUGGUCCUGUGGAGCCUACCCUUGGGUUUACUCCAGGUUUACAUGAUCAGCAUAGCCUGAACUGGGAAGCCAACAUAGUCCCUCGCUACAAUAUGGAACACAAGAAAUUCCAGCGUCUCAAAGGAGCAGAUUUCACGGCCUAUUGCAAUGAGCACCAAUAUCUCUAUAAGCGUGCAGCUCAACCGCUCACUGAAGAGGAGAGGAAGACGACCCUGUUUCAACACGAAAAACCUCCAGCUGACACAGCUGCUGCGAGACCCCAUCCAUAG